Messenger RNA from Papilio polytes (common Mormon), 690 nucleotides. RefSeq names its product mitochondrial pyruvate carrier 2-like. Gene Ontology annotation, cellular component: mitochondrial inner membrane. Bases 139 to 489 code for a protein of 116 amino acids. Gene Ontology annotation, biological process: pyruvate import into mitochondria. The transcript has 3 exons. Gene Ontology annotation, molecular function: pyruvate transmembrane transporter activity. Lineage: Eukaryota; Metazoa; Arthropoda; Insecta; Lepidoptera; Papilionidae. The record is from RefSeq and is a predicted model, not a curated record.
ACAUAAUUAAAGACAGAUUGUGCUAACAAGUGGCACUUCAUAUUUUUAUUUUAAUAACUUUUAUUAUAUCGUAGUUAUAAGGUUACUGAUACCAUUCCUGAUAUUAAAACAUUAAAAUUACAGCACUGUACUGUGACAAUGUCGAAAAUAUAUAGAGCAUUGAUAUCAGCUACGGAUAAAUUUGUACCAUCUAAACUACGUCCGCUAUGGGAACAUGAAGCUGGUCCUAAAACUAUAUUCUUUUGGGCCCCAGCAUUUAAAUGGGGCUUGGUGAUAGCAGGUUUGGGUGAUCUAACUCGACCUGUCGAGACAUUGUCCAUACCCCAGUCUGUGUCUCUAGCGGCGACAGGAAUGAUUUGGUCGCGUUAUUCACUCGUUAUAACACCGAAAAACUACAGCUUAUUUGCAGUUAAUGUAUUUGUAGCGUUAACUAGUCUUUACCAAAUUGGCAGAGCUUAUAAACAUCAAUCUGCACAGAAAAAGGAAUGAGUUGUUUUGAAUUUAUCGGGUAGUAGAUAAUUGGGAAUAAAAAACUGUUUUUCGCUCACAUAGAACAUAGAUGAAAAUAAAUAUAGUUAAUUUAUGACUAGAAAAUUAUGCAACGACACAAGAAAUGUUAGAAUUUAAUUAUUGCACAUUUCAAAUAUAGUAAUGUUUAAAAAAAAUCGUAAAAUUUUAUAAUGGUGCUCU